GUCCUGCCAUUUUGCAGCUGCAGAUCAGUGGAAAGCCUUAGCUGCCCCCGCCGCCGCCGCUGCUGCUGUGCAGGAGAGGUUCACAUUAGUGUGUUUUUUUUUGUUGUUCAGGUUUUAUUGUUCUUGUAGCGUGAAGACAGUUCAUUGAUAAAAUGUCGGAUUUCGACAGCAACCCUUUCGCGGAUCCGGAUUUCAGCAACCCUUUUCAGAAUCACCCCCGGUUUUGUCGAAGCUAAUCCCCGACUGCUCCCUCUUCAUCACACAGCAGCCGCCGACCCGAAGGACGAGGUCUAAAACAUGUUAUCCGAGACACGUGCGGCUAAACGUGCUCGGAGGAGAGCACUUAUUAUUUUGAUUAAACAAAUCUGUGUUUGUGAUUUCCAGAAGUUGUUCAGAAGUACGUGUCGCUUCCUUGCCAUCCGUGGCGAGUAUAGUGCUGUGAAAAAGUCUUUACGCCAAUCUGUAUCGGCCAUUGAUCGCAUUCUAUGACUCGAUCGGUAGUCUCUAAAUUUGGCCGAUUUUACGAGGCGAUCGCAAUUUGAUGACGUGAGACGUGGAGGAGUGUCAUGACCAGUGAGGAAUUAUUACAAGAUCUCAAGAAACAAUGAAAAAUGUGCUGUUUUGCCAUGUAUUUUUUUUUUUACGAUGAGCCUUAAUGUUCUUCUGGGUCAGCAGUGGGUUUCACCUCACCACUCUUCCAUGGAGCCAUUUUCCCCCAGUGUCUCUCUGAUAGUGGAGUCAUGAACAGUGACCUUUAUUGAUGCAAGAGAGGCCUGUAGGUCCUUUUGAUGUUGUCCUCGGCUCUUUUGAGACUUCCUGGAUGAGUCGUCGCUGUGCUCUCGGAGGAAUUUUGGAUGGUCUGAAGGUUCACUACUGUGCCGAGCUUUUACAUUUGGAGAUGACGUAUAACGACCUAUAACGACCGACUCUGGUGCGCACCAUUGGAUGUGUUCGCUAUGCAGUUUGCAAUAUAAUGAAGUAAUAAAUAUCCAUCCAUUCAUUUUCUGUACCGCUUAUCCUACACAGGGUCGCGGGGGUGCCUGGACCCUGUCAGAGGGAACUCGGGGCACAAAGCGGGGGACACCCUGUAUGGGGGCUAACCCAUCACAGGGCACAGUCGCACACACAUUCACACACUAAGGACAAUUUGGAAAUGCCACACAGCCUACAGCGAAUGUCUUUGGACUGGUGGAGGAAACGGUGCACAAAGUGGGGAGGCAGGAUUCGAAUCCCCGACCCCGGAGGUGCGAGGCAAGCGUUCUAACCACUAAGCCAGCGUGCCCCGCCCUCCCACCCAAGAUCCCUCGGUGACACAAGUAACGCGGAAUGCGCCACCAGGCCUGGAGGAGUACAAUCCAUUUACAGAUGCGAAACCGGCUCCGCCCGGCUCGGGUCCCAAAGUCCCGCCCACUGCGAACACACAGCCAGCCAUCAUGAAGCCCACCGAGGAGCCACCAGCUUAUUCACCGCCGCAGCAAACACAGGAUCAGGCACGGGCCCAGGCCGAGUUGAUGAGGAGGCAGGAGGAGUUGGAGAGGAAAGCUGCAGAGCUCGACCGCAGAGAGCGAGAGAUGCAGUCACUCAAUGCAUCUGGAGGGAGGAAAAACAACUGGCCGCCGCUGCCUGAGAAGUUCCCCGUGGGUCCGUGUUUCUAUCAUGACAUAUCCGUGGAUAUCCCGGUGGAGUUUCAGAAGACGGUUAAGAUAAUGUACUACCUGUGGAUGUUCCACACAGCAACACUGUUCCUGAACAUCUUUGGCUGCUUGGCGUGGUUUUGUGUAGAUUCACAGCGUGGGGUUGACUUUGGCCUGGCCAUGCUGUGGUUCAUGCUGUUCACUCCCUGCUCAUUCGUCUGCUGGUACAGACCUCUCUAUGGAGCGUUCAGGAGUGACAGCUCUUUCCGCUUCUUUGUGUUUUUCUUCAUCUAUAUUUGCCAGUUCGGUGUCCAUGUGAUGCAGGCCAUUGGCAUCACAGGCUGGGGAGUCAGUGGUUGGAUCUCGGCGUUAACCGGCCUUAAUAAAAGCAUUCCUGUCGGCAUCAUCAUGAUCCUGAUUGCUGCCCUGUUUACCGCCUCUGCCGUCAUCUCUCUCAUCAUGUUUAAAAAGGUCCAUGGGCUGUAUCGAACCACUGGUGCGAGCUUUGAGAAGGCCCAACAGGAAUUCGCCACGGGCGUCAUGUCCAACAAAACGGUCCAAACGGCAGCCGCCAACGCCGCCUCGACCGCCGCUCGCGGAGCGUUCAAGGAGCAAUUCUGAUUGGCCGAGAGAGAGCAGGCCCAACUUCGAGCUCCUCCCACUUUCUCACUUUUUUCCCCAUUCUUUCUUAUUUGUACUCCUUUGACUUGUGAGUCGUCUGUAAGCCUGUUUCAGAUGUGGAGGAUCCCAGACUCCGCCCCUCCAUCGAUACGGCACACUCCAUUGGCUAACUGAGACUCUACCCACUUCACUCAGCAGAUGCACUCAUCUGGCUUUUAUGCUGAGUGUGUGUGUGUGUGUGUGUGUGUGUGUGUGUGUGUGUGUGUGUGUGUGUGUGUGUGUGUCAGUUACACUCCAGUCACUUUCCAUUUGUCCAUUCAGAUUGAGCAUGUGCUGACUCGUGUUUCUCAUUUUAAAAAAACAAAAACAAAAAAAACACAGGAAGUGAUGUCAGCAAGGAGUUUAUCCACUUACUGUAAACAUUCAAAGCAAACAGUGUGUUUAAAUACCAUCCAAGUCAUCAGCACAUUCCAUUAAUAUCUCACACCAACAAGCAUUUCAUUCCUGCCCCUCAUUGGCCGAUAGGAACAUCCCUGACUGAAUGCACCCAGUGGGAGAUUCAGUUGGCUCUUUCUCUUGCUUUUUUAAAAAAAUUAUUAUUAUUAUUAUUAUUUUAAAUCUCCGAUUCUGCCUUACACGCUGUUCCUGCUUUUCCGAAAAUAAGUUGAAGCUCCUUCACUUGGCUUCUGAGGCUCGUCCGGUGACCUACAAACACAAGAGUUGGGUUAGACAUGCCUGAGAAGCUCACUAAGACUCGGUCCAAGGUCCUGUAUCAGAAGUUUUACGGUUCUCGAUGAGCAGUAAAAAGCCUGGAUAGAAGAAAACACUAUCUGCAACGAAAGCCUCCCACCCUCCGUUUUUUUUUUUUUUUUUUUUUUGCUAAUGGCAUGCUCCAGCGGCGCAGAAAAAUAGAGAAAAGAUUAUAGCAUGCUAGUACUCGUGUGUGCGCGUGCGUGUGUGCGCGCGCGUGUGUGUGUGAGAGAGAGAGAUGUGUGUUGGGUGAAUUUGAGUGGGUCUUAAUGCUGUUUCACUCCACGGCAAGUGAUCUCACGUAGGUUUAUAAAUUGAAGUCGUCUCAUCAUUUCAGUCCGACUGGACACUUUAGGUUUUAGACUAUGUUUUUGUAGUCCUCCUUCAUCCAUGCAACCUUGUAGCCUUGAGCACUGAGAAACAGCUCUCCGAGAAACAAUUCCCAAGAUCAUAGGCCGUCUGUAUUUUGAGGCCGCGAGUGUGUGUGGUAGCUCCCGUCACCUCUUUACAGUAUUGACUUGAGAGCCGAUCGUCGGGCGUUAACACCCAGACACGCGCGCGCGCACAAAACACUACUAUGAGGCGUUUACCUCAUGGCUUUGUUUUAAAACUGUGCGUGUGUCUGUAAUGUCCCUCGUGUCUACAGCCCCCCAACCCCCCCUCCCCCAUUCCCGUGCGCUAUUGUAAGGUUUCCAGUUCUAUAAUCUCGAGAUGAGCUGCUGCAAGUCGUUCUUCCUUUUUUUUUUUUUUUUUUUUUUUUUUUUUUAAAAAAAAACAACAACAAAAACAAAACAAAACAUUGUUUCAACGAAUGGCACCCGAAUGUUUGUUCUAUAUUAAUACGAAUCAAAGCGGAGAGUCCGUAGAAAGGUAUAACGUGAGCCUUUGCGUGCGUGCGUUGCGUUCGUGCGCGUGUUGCGUUGGCGUUGGACCGUGGCUUUUAAGUUGUGAUUUUGAACACAAUGACAUUAUUAGUUGAAACACUGAGGAUGUGGUGAUGUGACGUUCAUUCGAGCAAACCUAAGGGAUGUUUGUAUAUUUUGUAAAAAAAUAAUAAUGAUGAUGAUGAUGAUGAUGAUGAUAAUAAUAAUCGACGAGUGGUUGCCUGUCGUCCUGAAUAAUUUCAUCGUACUGUGCAAAUGCACUCUUGUCUCCCUUUGCAGUCGCAUGUCGAGUAGUUUGAGUUUUGUAUAUUUAUUGUAUUAACACAGGAAUAAAAUAAGAAAAUGGACUACUUAA
This is a messenger RNA of Ictalurus punctatus (channel catfish), 4244 nucleotides long. RefSeq names its product secretory carrier membrane protein 1 (gene scamp1). The record is from RefSeq and is a predicted model, not a curated record. Gene Ontology annotation, cellular component: trans-Golgi network membrane; recycling endosome membrane. Lineage: Eukaryota; Metazoa; Chordata; Actinopteri; Siluriformes; Ictaluridae. The transcript is spliced from 10 exons. Gene Ontology annotation, biological process: protein transport. The coding region runs from base 1434 to 2255 and encodes 273 amino acids.